GACACUCUACCAACUCAAGAGAACGAAAUGGAAAGAGGACCCAUUUUGGAGAGACAGAGGAGAGAGAGAGCAGGGGAGAAUGUGUCUGAGUUAGAAAAUGGGAUGAAAUGGCAGCUGGGGGUCUGCUAUCACUGCUGAUGAUGAGAACCCCAUUUCAAGAUUUCUUUCUUUUUGAUUGGUGAGAUGAUGAGAUCUGAUUUACAUUUCCUUUGGUUUUGGAUCAGUGUUUCUCUGAUAUACUGGCUUGGAGGUCAUUGAAGUAGGAGCUUCAUUUGCAACCUAAAAACACAAUAAUACCAAAGAACAACCAAAAUUACAUCUUCAAAGCUACAUAGCUGUUGAUUUGGGCUAAACUGAGCAUAGGUUAAAGUAGUGAGAGAUGCAGAGCUCCAAAGCCUCUUAUAAUUCAAUCGGGACAUGGUAGAAAGUAUUGAAUUUACCUGAGUUUUUAUUGCUGGUGUAAGUACCAGGCCUUUGUAAGGUCAAAACCAGUUCUAUUUUUGUUCAUUGCUCGAGUUAUGGCAACAUUGUUACAGCCUGAGUCCAGGCGCUUGUAUUCUUGGUGGUGGGACAGUCACAUUAGCCCAAAGAAUUCAAAAUGGCUUCAAGAAAAUCUUACAGAUAUGGAUGAAAAAGUUAAAGCAAUGAUCAAGCUUAUUGAAGAAGAUGCAGAUUCCUUUGCAAGAAGGGCAGAGAUGUUCUACAAAAAACGGCCAGAGCUCAUGAAACUGGUUGAGGAGUUCUACCGAGCAUACCGUGCCCUAGCUGAAAGGUACCACAGUGCAACAGGGGAGCUCCGCCAGGCCCAUCGAACCAUGGCAAAAGCAUUUCCUGACCAAGUUCCUUUAGAACUGACUGAAGAUUCGCUUUCGGGAUCUUCUUCAGUACAUGACCAAGAUCAUUCAAUUUGUGCGUUGCUUGAUCCAGAUGAUUUGCAUAAAGAUGUAUUGGAGAGAAUUGGACAUGGGCCUUGUUCAAGAGAAUCGGACACUCGUAUUGGAAAAAAGGGUUUGGAGCUGCCAAAUGACGUGUUUGGAGCAGGAAUAGCACUAGAAAAUUCAAAGCUGGCUGAAGGAACAAUGAGACUUGAAGUGGAAGAGAAAGGAAAAGGUUUGGAAGAGUCCAAGCUUGCAGGUGGAGCCGAAACUGAAAAUCAAAACUUAAAUGAAGUCGAUGCUGAUAGGCAUGCUAAAACGGAGGCUGUCCUUCAAUACCAGCAGAGUAUGGAAAAGUUGUCCAAUCUGGAGAGAGAACUCAAUCGUGCACAAAUGAAUUAUAGUGGGAUUGAUGUACAAGCAAGUAAAGCUGCAAAUGAAGUUCAAACACUAAAGGAAGCCCUCGUUAAAUUAGAAGCUGAAAAGGAUGCAGGUUUUCAUCAACAUAAGGAUUAUUUGAAAAGGAUAUCUAAUUUGGAGUCUAGAAUUUCUCAAGCUCAAGAGGAUGAAAAAGGACUUCACGAGCGAGCUAUUCGAGCUGAAAUUCAAGCUCAAUAUCUAGAAAAAGAUCUUUCCAGAUUAGAGACGGAAAAAGAUGAUGGUCUUCUCCAGUAUAACCUGUGCCUCGAGAAAAUUUAUGAUUUGGAGAAAAGAUUUGCGCUUGCCCAGAAGGAAGCUAGAAUGCUUAAUGAGAAGGCUGAUAGAGCUGAAACUGAAGUAAGGAAACUGAAAGAAGCUCUUGCUGAACUAAAUGAAGAGAAAGAAGCUUCAGCUCUUCAGUAUCAGUGUUGCUUGGAGAAAAUAUCAAAGCUAGAGAGCGAACUCGCUCAUGCCCAAGAGGAUAGCAGACGCCUUAACCGUGUGGUUCUAAUGGAGACUUCAAAACUGAAGAGCACUGAAGAAAAGUGUGUACUGUUGGAGAAUUUAAAUCAGUCUCUGCAGUUAGAGGCGGGUAAUCUAGCAAAGAAUAUUGCGAUGAAAGAUCAAGAACUUUACAAGAAGCAUGAGGAGUUGAAGAAACUUCAGGCUUGUGUACAUGACGAGCAUUUGCGUUUUGUGCAAGUUGAAGCCACUCUGCAAACUUUGCAGAAUAUGCACUCUCAAUCUCAAGAGCAGCAGAGAUCAUUGGCAUUGGAGCUCAAAAAUGGGCUUCAAAUGUUGAAGGAUGUGGAAAUGUGUAAACAUGGUUUGGAGGAAGAAAUACAGCUGAUUAAGGAUGAAAAUAGGGUGCUGAAUGAACUGAAUUCAUCAUCCACCACUUUGACAGAGAAUUUGCAAAGUGAAAUCCGUAGCUUGCGGGAGAUGAAGGAGAAACUUGAGGAGGAGGUUGGAUUACAAAUGGGCCAAACUAAUUCCCUCCAGCAAGAAAUUUACCAUCUGAAAGAGGAAAUCAAGAGCUUGAACAAAAGAUACAAGGCGCUAAUGGAGCAAGUGGAGUCGGUAGGUUUGAACCCGCUAUGCAUUGGGUCGUCGGUAAAGGAUUUGCAGGAUGAGAACUCAAAUCUGAGACAGAUCUGCAUGGACAAGGAUGAGAAAGAAGCUAUUUUCAAGAAAUUGGAUCACAUGGAGCGCCGUUUUGACAAGAAUACUGUUUUGGAGAGCUCGCUGUCAGAUUUGAGUGGUGAGUUGGAACGGUCACAAGAGAAAGUCAAGGCAUUGCAAGAGUCUUGCCAAUCGCUCAAUGGAGAAAAAUCUGCUCUUGUUGCUGAGAAAGCCGCUCUUCUGUCUCAGUUACAAAUUAUUACUGAUAUGUUGCAGAAACUCUUGAUGAAAAACACGGUUCUUGAGAAUUCCCUCUCUGCUGCCAAUGCUGAACUUGAAGGUCUGCGGGAAAAAUCAAAGAGCCUAGAAGACUUCUGCAAGUUGAUUAAUAAUGAGAAGUCGGACCUUGUUACUGAAAGAAGCAAUCUAGUUGUUCAGUUGGAAAAUUUUGAACAGAGACUAGAAAGCCUCGAAAAGAGAUUUGCAGAAUUGGAACAAAACUAUGCUGGCGUGGAGAGAGAGAAACAGUUCACUCUCUCACAAGUAGAGGAACUAAAGGUUUCUCUAGGUGCAGAAAAACAAGAGCAGGCGAGUUUUACACUGUCAAGUGAGGCCCGGUUGGCUAGUCUGGAAAACCAUAUUCAACUCCUGCAAGAAGAAACUAGGUGGAGGAGAAAGGAACUUGAAGAAGAACUAGAUAAAGCUGUGAAUGCCCAGUUUGAGAUCUUCAUCUUACAGAAGUUUAUACAAGAUAUGGAACAUAAGAAUUAUUCUUUGUUGAUUGAGUGCCAGAAAAAUGUUGAGGCGUCCAAAUUGACGGAGAAAUUGGUUUUGGAGUUAGAGGGUGAAAAUCUUGAGCAGCAGGUGGAAGCAGAACUCUUGUUAGAUGAAAUUGAAAAGCUGAGGCUAGGAAUUUAUCAAAUGUUCAAGGCUCUUGAAGUUGAUCAAGAUAAUGAGUCAGAUGAUAAGAUUGAAAAUGAACAAAUAUUUGUGCAUCGUGUUAUAGAGAAUAUUGAGAAUAUGAAAUGUUCUCUCUCGAAUUAUGACAAUGAGAGGCAACGUCUAUUGGUUGAGAACUCGGUUCUUUUAACUCUGAUCAGGCAACUGAGAUUAGAGGGCGUGGAAAUCGUGUCAGAAAAGAAAACCCUAGAUCAGAAAUUCAAAAUUAUGACCGAGCAACUUGUGAUGGUUCAAACUGAUAAUUGUGAACUGGUGGAGAUGAACAGGCGGUUGAAAUCAGAGGUGAACAAGGGAGAGCAACACGCAAAUGCACUAGAGGCUGAAAUGGAGAGGAUAUGUGUGCAGCAAGGAGAUUUACAGCAGGCUUACCUUCAGUUACAAGAAGAAAAUUCUCAAGUGCUUGAAGGAAACGGGCCUUUGCUGAAAAAUCUCUCAGAUCUGAAGGAGGAGAAAUGCAUGGUGGAAGAGGAAAACGAAUUUAUUUUCCUGGAAACGUUAACUCUCGAUAACCUUUCAAUGAUUUUCAAGAACUUUGGGACUGAGAAAGCAGUGGCACUAGAAUUACUUUCUGAAGAUCUGCAUAAUCUUCAUGGGAUCAAUGGUGACAUUGCAAAGGAGGUUGGUGUAUUGAGAGGGAAGUUGGAAAUGGAAAAAACAGAAAAUUUACUUCUAGAAGAAUCGGUGAAGAAGUUGGAGAAGCAGCUCGAUGAGGUCAGAGAGUUGAAUAAUCAAUUGAGAAGGGAAAUUUCAACUGGAAAUGAUUUCUUGUGUCAGAAGGAAAUAGAACUUUCAGUAGCGGAACAGAUGAUUAAAGCUAUUGAGGAUUUGAAUUCAGAAUUGUGUGUAACUGUGGAGGGACUGAAGAGGCAACACGAGGAUUCAACACUUGUGAAAGAAAAUUUAGAAAAGCAUAUUCUAGAACUAUCUGAAGAAAAUACGGGUCAGAACAAGGAAAUUGGAUGCCUUCGUGAAGUUAAUGGGAAAUUAGAGUCCGAACUGAGAAUUUUACGUGAAGAAAUUGAAGAACAUAGAAUCAGAGAACAGAACUUGAGUUCAGAGUUGCAAGAGAGCAGCCACAAGUUUGAAGUUUGGGAGGCUGAGGCUGAGACGUUCCAUUUUGAUCUUCAAAUCUCCACCAUCCGUGAAGUUCUGUUUGAAAAUAAGGUUCAUGAGCUUACUGGAGUAUGUGAAACUCUAGAAAAUGAAAGUGCUUCUAAAACAGUCGAGAUUGAGCAGAUGAAAGAAAGAGUUAGCUUCAUGGAGACGGAAAUUGGAGGCCUAAAGGCUCGGUUAUUUGCAUAUGCUCCUGUUAUAGAUUCUCUGAGCAAUAACAUAGCAUCAUUCGAGCACAAUAUUCUCUCUCAGCCACAGCUUAACGUAGCUAACAAUCCGGAACCAAAGGAUGUGGAAUUGUCUGUUCAUCUCGAUGAGAAAAGCUGUCAAGAACCGAUAGAAGAUCACAAGUCUGUGAUGCCAAAUGGAAUUCCCGAAUUGCAGGACUUACAGACUAGGAUUAAAGUAGUUGAGAAGAUAGUAACCGAAGAAAUGAAAAGGCUGGCAGUGCAGGAAAGCUUCAACAUCAAGCUAGAAGCAGCGUUGAAACAGAUUGAAGAGUUGAAAUCAAACUACAGCUUAAGAAAAGACAAACGAAAGGAAAAGAUGGAGCGUGGGGGUGAGCUCGGUGACAACCUCAAGACCAAGAAAUCAAAAUCCGAAAUUUCUGAAGUGAGGAAUGGGAUUCUGAUGAAAGAUAUUCCACUCGAUCACGUAUCAGACAGUUCAUUGGAUAGAAAAAGCAGGAGAAGAAAUCAUGCUGGAGAUGAUCAGGUGCUCGAGUUGUGGGAUACCGCUAAGGGCUCUAGCCUUGAUCUCUUAUUCAAAGAGUCACCGAAGCAGAAGAGUGAAGACCUCUCUACACCGUUACAAGCUGAAAAGGAAUUGGGUGUCGACAAAUUAGAGGUAUCAUCAAGUAUUACUGAGCCAAAUCAAGAACAGAACAAGAAAAAGAUCUUGGCGAGACUUGAUUCCGAUGCUAAAAAAUUGAACAGCCUUCAAACAACAGUGCAAGAUCUGAGAAAUAAAUUGCAGAUGAACAAGAAGAAAAAGGCGAAGAAUGAUGAUUUUGAGAGCGUGAAAGAACAGUUGCAAGAAGUUUUGGAAACUAUCACUCAGCUGGUAGAGGUGAAUGGUCAACUGACAAAAAAUGUCGAUGGAAAGGCUUCAGCUGAGUUGGAGGAGGCAGAGAAUGUCCAAAGAAAGAGAGUAUCAGAACAGGCGAGAAAAGGGACAGAAAAGAUCGGACGGUUGCAAUUGGAGGUUCAAAAAAUCCAGUAUCUCUUGAUGAAGCUAGAAGGUGAAAAGAAAAGCGAAGGGAAAUACAGGUCUUCAAGGAGUCGAACAAGCAUUGUAUUGAGGGACUUCAUUUACAGUGGGAGAAGUAGUCCGAGGCGGAAAAAGGAUUGUCUUUAUGGGUGUUUCAAACCUCCGACUACCGGAGGAGACGGUAACAAUAAUUAAUGUGUGUUAAUUCUAUUAGUUACUAGUAAAAUCACUCACUGAAAUGUUGUUUAUAUUGUGUUUGAGAGAUCAUUCUUAAAUUAGUUGCUUGUAAA
This is a messenger RNA of Camellia sinensis, 5989 nucleotides long. RefSeq names its product protein NETWORKED 1A. Gene Ontology annotation, molecular function: actin filament binding. Gene Ontology annotation, cellular component: plasma membrane. NCBI's taxonomy places the organism in Eukaryota, Viridiplantae, Streptophyta, Magnoliopsida, Ericales, Theaceae. The record is from RefSeq and is a predicted model, not a curated record.